AUGGCUCCGGCAUUAUCGAAGAAUUCUUCCUCUUCGCAUGAUUUGAAAGAUGGUCCUGAGAUCGAGGUCAAAAACGCGACAGCUUCAAACCCAGAAAUGGUCUCAAAAUCUUCUAACAGCGAACUGAACACUGAACAACAACAAGUUGAAGAAAUUGAAUAUGUUAGCGGAUACAAAUUGGCUGUUAUCGUCGCAUGUGUCGCUCUCUCAUGCUUUCUCAUGCUUUUGGAUACCAUGAUCGUUAGCACAUGCGGCACCACAGCUCCUAACUGGACGAAUAUAUACCCACUUCAGCACAAAGGUUGGACAUUUCUUGCAUUUUUCGGAAUAUUCGAAGUCGGUUCGGUGCUUUGCGGUGCGGCGGUUGAUUCGACGAUGCUGAUAGUAGGCCGUGCGAUAGCAGGUUUCGGUGCUGCAGGAAUUAUUAUCGGUGCCAUUACCAUUAUUUCAGGUUGUGUGCCCUUUGAAAAACGUCCAGCUCUGAUUGGAAUGACAAUGGGAUUUAAUCAAUUGGGGCUUGUCGCUGGACCAAUCAUCGGAGGAGCUUUUACUUCGUAUAGCGACUGGAGAUGGUGCUUCUAUGUCAACCUGCCCGUUGGUGCUCUCGCUGCAGUUGCCAUAGUCUUCCUGCGCAUUCCUGAGCAGACGAUUAAACCGAAUGCUUUCACCGUUCUUGCAAAGUUGCACCAUUAUCUGGACCUCGUUGGCUUUGCUCUCUUCGCCCCAGCAGUUCUUCAACUGCUUCUCGCUCUUCAGUAUGGUGGCAAUGCCUACCCUUGGGGCUCAUCUCGCGUGAUUGGUUUGUUCUGUGGAUCGGCUGCGACCUUUGGUGUAUGGCUGCUCUGGAAUUUCCAUAAAGGUGACGACGCUUUAUUACCUCGUUCUAUGAUCAGGCGAACUGCUGUCUGGGCAUCCGGAGCUUAUCAAGCUUUUUUAAUGUCAGCUGUCUACGGAGGCAUCUAUUUCCUACCCAUAUAUUUCCAGGCCAUCAACGAUGCAAGUCCAAUGCUCAGUGGAGUCUACCUGUUACCGACGAUUUUACCCCAGCUUUUUAUGGCGGCUUCAUCUGGAGCCAUAAUAACUAAAAUGGGAUAUGUGAUUCCAUUGGCGGUCUUUUCCACCGUGUUCCUGUCUAUAGGGAGCGGAUUGUACUCAGUACUACAGCCAGGAAGCUCUACUGUACAAUGGGCAGGCUUCCAGGUGAUAGGAGGUAUUGGAUCUGGAGCUGGCUUGCAAGUGGCUAUAAUAGCCAUCCAAGCCGUCGUGACGGGGGACGAAUUGUCAUCGGCCAUGGCAUUCCUCGUUUUUGCCCAAUCUCUUGGUCCAGCGAUUGCCCUAACAUUAUACAAUGUUAUAUUUUCCGAAACCCUGAAAGCGCAGCUUGCAGAAAGGGCACCAAACCUGAGUGCCCAGGCCAUUAUCGAUGCAGGCGCCACCGGCUUUCAUGCUAUCGUGAGCAAGCAAGAUCUGCCAACUGUAUUGAUAGCCUACUCAAACAGUAUCGAUCGCGUCUUCUACCUGGUAGCUGCUUUGGCGGCGACUUGCUCCGUCUUUGUCUGGGAGAUGGGAUGGCACGAUGUGAGAAAGAAGGAAGAAUUGAACCGAAACAACAAUUAUGUAAUACGAGGGAAAAGAGAGGAAACAGUAUAA
Messenger RNA from Glarea lozoyensis ATCC 20868, 1650 nucleotides. RefSeq names its product MFS general substrate transporter. Lineage: Eukaryota; Fungi; Ascomycota; Leotiomycetes; Helotiales; Helotiaceae. The coding region runs from base 1 to 1650 and encodes 549 amino acids. Gene Ontology annotation, biological process: transmembrane transport. The transcript has 7 exons. Gene Ontology annotation, molecular function: transmembrane transporter activity. The record is from RefSeq and is a predicted model, not a curated record.